CUGCAACAUGACCUUCCUAAUGGCCUUACACAAAGCCAAAAAUCUCAUGAGACUAAACAGAUCCAGCUGAUCUCUUUAUAUUGGAGGUUAUUUAGUGAAAACAUCCAGAGGAUCUUCAGGUUUGGGUACACAAGCAAUUGGCAGCAAAAUAAAUGUUGAGAAGAACUUCAAAUGGCCAAUCUUCAUUCUAAUUGUCGUCACUGUAUGGGCUCCCUUGGCGGAAGGCAGUAUGCCAUGAAAGAAGAGAAUGCCUACUGUGUCAGGUGCUAUGACAGCUUGUUUGCUAACAUCUGUGAAGAAUGCAAGAAGCCCAUUGAAUGUCAUUCCAAGGACUUUGCUUAUAAAGGCUGUCACUGGCAUGAAGCAUGCUUCCAGUGUGCCAAGUGCAAUCACUCUUUGGUGGAAAAGCCUUUUGCUGCCAAAGAUAAUCGCCUGCUGUGUACAGACUGUUAUUCUAAUGAGUAUUCAUCAAAGUGUUUCCAUUGCAAGAGGACCAUUAUGCCUGGUUCUCGUAAAAUGGAGUUUAAAGGGAAUUGUUGGCACGAAGCGUGUUUUGUUUGUCAACAUUGUCGGCAACCGCUGGGAACAAAGCCUUUGAUUACCAAAGACAAUGACAAUUAUUGUGUACCUUGCUUUGAGAAGCAGUUUGCUCAGUGUUGUUACUCCUGCAAGCAGGUGAUAACUUCCGGUGGUGUGUCAUAUCGUGACCAACCAUGGCAUAAAGAAUGCUUUUUAUGUACAAAAUGCCAACAGCAGCUUGCAGGUCAACGGUUCAUUUCAAAAGAUGAGCAUCCUUACUGUCUUGAAUGUUUCAGCAGCUGUUAUGAAAAAAAGUGUGUGGCCUGCUCCAAGCCCAUUACAGCGCUGGAUGGAGCCAAAUUUAUCUCCUUUGAGGAUCGCCAGUGGCACAGUGACUGCUUUAACUGUGGGAAAUGUUCCAGCUCUCUAGUGGGAAAGGGAUUUCUUACUCAGCAGGACCAAAUCCUCUGCUGCAAGUGCAUCAGCAACGUAUAGCUAAAUAAACCCAAAAGCAAAUCUCUUGCUUUUUAUGAAUA
This is a messenger RNA of Sphaerodactylus townsendi, 1055 nucleotides long. RefSeq names its product four and a half LIM domains 5 (gene FHL5). The record is from RefSeq and is a predicted model, not a curated record. Gene Ontology annotation, molecular function: transcription coactivator activity. The transcript has 6 exons. NCBI's taxonomy places the organism in Eukaryota, Metazoa, Chordata, Lepidosauria, Squamata, Sphaerodactylidae. Bases 172 to 1014 code for a protein of 280 amino acids. Gene Ontology annotation, cellular component: nucleus; Z disc. Gene Ontology annotation, biological process: positive regulation of transcription by RNA polymerase II.